CCACAGAGUACCGAUUGCAUCCUCCCUUUCUCUUCUAGCUGGCCGGGGUCUCCCAACUUUCCGCCACAACUUCCCGCGUGUCUUGUCGGCUGCCUUGCUUCUUCUCGCGCCACACAUGCUCGACAAAACACGCGGCUUAUGAAUUUCGCAAAACAAGCCGUUGCAUUGUCUUUUCAGCAUUCGGCUCUUAAGUCUAAAACUACCACGAGCUGCUCGGUUUCCCCGGAUCGACUACUGGCCGCCGAAGUAACCGACUGGUUCUCGUGGCCGGCAAACGGGUUUGAGGCUUUCCCGGCAAAACCUCGGCGUUCUUGCUGAGAAUUCAUUGAAGAAGACGCUCGUUUCACCGCUUCCAAUACCAUGGGGUCGCGCGCCGGUUCGAGGGUCCAUCUGCGGCGUAUGUACACCGCAACCUGAGUCAAAUCGCGGCAGCGUUCCCGACAUCGAGGCGGAGGUCCCGUCUGCGGAUUUGAUAGCCUUUCACCACUUUCCUCGUCCCCAUUUUCGCAUUUUUGACGGAAGAGAAGUCGCUUCAUGCCGAGAGACCUGGGAAAACUGUCUGUUUUCAGCGGCUUUUCGCCGGCCGUGGCGCUUCGCGUCCUAGGACGCGGCAAGGGGGGCGGACGCGACCGCUGUAAAGAAGGACCUGCCUUCCGAACCGCCUUUUCUCCGCCCUCCUGAACAAUCAAAGUACCAACCAGUCCUCGUCCUUUUCGUGCGGCGUUACCCUGCUUCUCAGGCCGCGUUUCCCACUCUCCCUGCCCUCCGCCGCUCGACAGAGGAUGCCACGAUGUCACAAACAGCGACGGCCUACUGCGGGGUGCCCCGCCCCUCGUCAUCGCGAGACACGAUGCUUCUUCAGUCAGACACCUCUGGAAACAUGGCGUUUCACCAAGCAGACAGCGCUGCCUUGCCACACAAGGAUCCUCCUCCCGUGUCUAGUUUCCGCGUUUUUUCGUCUUCGCUGCCGUUCUCUCAGCCGACAGUCCCCCAGGCUUCUUUCUGUUCCUUCCCGUCGACCACCACGAUGGACUGCAACACUGGCCCGGCGUCCAGAGCCUCUAUGGACCGCGUCUUGCCGCUCUUGACUCAGUCGUCUUCUCUGCUUCUCCCACCGGCCUGGCUCGCGGCUGACGGCUCUGCCUUCCCGCUCUUGUCUUCUUCACGGCCAGCUGCGAACCGGAGUCACGCUUUUCUGCAUGCGUUUGGCGAGCGCGCCGCGAGCGAUCCGAGAGUCGAGGAAAUCUCCUCCGAGGAAACCGAGGACGAAGGCGAACAACCGGCGACAGGCGGGACAGCAACUGGCGAUGGACCGGGAGGGCUGAGAGGGAUCGACGACGCAUGCAGAGGGGCAAGAACUCUCCCCAGUCAGAGUCAGCGUUCGCAAGGGAGUGAGCCACGCAAGGCUUGCGGCGAAGGAGACAGACAGCAAGCAUGGCGACUGAGAGAAGGCGAAAGAGACUCUGGAACACAGUCGUCGUUGUCGCUCUUCUCUCGAGCCUCAACCUCUUCGCUGCCGCCUCGAAAGCUGAGGAGUCCUCUGAUCCCCGCUUCUGCCUCUUCACUUUCUGCGCACCGAAGGCCUGUCCCGUGGACAGCAGUUCGACAGGCGUAUCCGCGAGUGCAAGUCGACCCGAGGAAGCACACUGUCUCUGCCUAUUCAUUUUCCUCGCUGUCCCGGAGGAGUUUUUCUCCGCCGCGGACGCCUCGAGCGCUGCUGAACUCUAUGCAUCAAACGAACGCGCCUUUUCCAGAGCCGUCGGAGGCGACGAAACCUGACAGAGUUGGCUCGCGCCGGCGCAUCGGCGCGCGCCUCACGUCGCGGCUCCUCUCGCCCGCUGAGGUGUCUAGACAGCUCCUUGAACAGUACCCCGGUCCGCCUGCUCAGGCAGUGUCAGGCGAGCCGGACGCAGAGAAAGGGACUUCGGGUGUCUCUGGACUUUUCCCAGAGGGGAAGUGGCGCACCGAACCUGUUCUCCCUUCUUCGAAAGGAGCCAGCGAGAAACAUCUGCCGCAUGGACGAACGACGUUGUCGCUCGCAAGCACGCGGGCGACUCGACUUUCUUCUUCUUCUUCGCGUCUGCUCUCCCGCCUCACCUUGGCGUCUCUCUCGACUGGGAAGAGACAUGAGUCUGAGCAGCGACGCGUUUCGGGCAUCCCUUCCGUGCGCAGUCGGUCAGACUCUCAGGCCUCGGGUGUCCGUACACCCGGGGAGCCGCCUAGCUCGGAGCCCAGAGCCGCGUACUCGCACUCGCCGGCCUUCUCGCGGCUCUUAUCUCGCGAGCUUCCUCUCAAACGACACUCCUCCUGUCCGCGGAACGCAGAAGCCACAGAGGCUUCGGUGGCUAUACAGCCGCCUGUCGGCGAGCGAGUGCCGCGCAUGCAUCCCGUUUUGUCGAAACGCAGUGUCUCAACAGCCUCGCGGGUGUCGGGCGUGAAACGUCGUGACCGCGAGGCCCUUCAGAAGCGUAACCGCGAGGAAGAAGGCCCACUCUCUGGGCUCUGGCGGCUGCUCGCCUUCGCCAGCGAGGAAGGGGGAGCCGAAGUCUCCGAGACAGAGUCGGAAACCAGUGACGCGAGCGCUGAGGUGGAGGCCGUGGACGCCUGGGGUGCCGCUCUGGACCGCGUAGACACCGGAGAUCCGUGGCGCUCUCAUCCUGCACCUCCCGUUUCUUUUCGCACGCUCAAGUCUCUUCCUCCCAAGUCUCCUCUUCUUCCACCCAAGCCUCUUUCAUCGAAAUCUUUUUCAGUUAGAUCUCCCGCAUCUCUGCGAGAGAAAGAGGUCCUUGAAGCGGCACAGCCGCUUCGGGGUCCGUCGCAACGAGGUCCUAUCUCCCAAGGUUCGGAGUCCGUCCACGCGCGAAGGAGCAGCGAGGAGGCGAGGGAAGAGCGGAGCGCUGCACUGCAUGCGAGGCCCUGCGGAGACUCCGAUGCACUUCCUAGGCCGCCUUUUGGUGACGCGGAAAGAGAUCGCAAGGGGACGUCCUCGGCUAAAGAGAAGCAGGCACCCUUUUCAGAGCCUGGAGGCGCCCCAGAGCCCCGAGCUGCCCUGCAGUCUCUCGAGAACGACGACGAACGGUGCCUCCAGUCAACUUGUUCUUCUCUCCCGAAGCCGGUGCGCGUCCCGCCUCUCCAGCUGUCCGUCGAACGCCCGUCUCCGCGCUGGUCCUCGCCUUCUCAUUCUCCUGCACCUACAGGCAACACGAAGCAGGUUCUCAACUCGGGUCUUCGGCGGCGUUCAGAGGAGACAGAGGGGCGACAUCGAGUGGCUCCGAUGUCCCCGGCGCGCGACGGCCCUCACCUGACAGGCCUGCAACUGCAGCGCGCUGGCUCUGUGCUGUCGCGCUCGAGAGAAAGUCUGUUGUCUCUGGAGGAGGAAAGCCGCCAGAGCGACGACGGGGAGGCUCUAGGGGAGGACGAGGCAGCGCCAAGAGAGACAGAGCCAGGAGAGACAGAAGGAAGAGAGAGAGAGCGUUCGCAUGCCAAGAGGAGGAUCCACAGUGCCUUUCUCUCGAACGAGGAGACAGCAGGGACGUCGUCGACCCUCUCGUCUUUCCUGGGGGUGAAUCCAGCGAACGAGGAGAGAGGAAGCUCUGCUUCCUCGAUCCUCGUCGGGGGCUUGGAAGGACGGAGACGUCUGGCCUCGCCCCGCGACUUCCCACCGCCCACCUUCGAGCGCAUUCUUUUCGGUCUACCCUGUGACGGAGACCAAGACGGAACCGGAGGAGACGCGGCAGCAGAAGAAGAAGAGGAAGAAGAGGCGAGAGAAGAGGAAGAAGAGGCGAGAGAAGAGGAAGAAGAGGCGAGAGAAGAGGUGGAAGAGCCCCGAGAGCACGUUCGAGGCGAGGACGAACGGAAAGGACCGCGAGAGCAGAAGAGGUCUGAAGAAAGAAGGACCGGGAGUGUGCCGAGUGGGGAGAUGCGGAGCGCCGACGUAAUGCGAGAGAAACGAAAAAGACGGAGUCGAGAUAACAAGAGAGCAACCGCGGCAUUGGAAGUGAAGGAGCAGAAAGAAGAUCCCGCGGCCGACGUCGGCUCGACGGUUGCCCAGGGCCUGUCUCUGCUGCCGUCGUUUUUCGCGGCGAUGCUGGCGAGGGGAGAAGACAUGAGUCCACCCCAGACAGCAUGGAACGUCGCGUCGGAGGUCGACGAGACGCCUCGGGAAGAGAGAAAAAAGGCAGGCAGCCUGACGCGCGAGUCUGCGGUCCCGGCGAAACGGGGGCUGUCCAGCUCGGCUUCUCUGGAGGGGAGCUCGAUGCGAAAGAAACUUCUCUCUCUGGUUCAGAGCCACUCGGACGUGCCGAAGGCAAAGUCGAGACGUCCUAUGAAUUUGCGACAUCUGCGAGACCUUCCUUCUCUCGCUUCCCUGUCUCCGAAAGAGAAAUUUCGGGACUUGAUCGUUGAGAGACCUCGGCAGCGACUUUCGCCCCCGACGCGCAAGACGGCAGGCACCUCCUCACACGCCUUCCUCGAGGAAUCCGCGAGCGACGGCAACCUGAACAGACACCGCAGUCUCUCGUCUUUCUUCUCCUUCUGGCGUGAUCCCCAACGAGAGAAUUCUCGCUUUUCAGCCUCCUCUCAGGCGCGUCUGGGAAGACCCGGAGGAGCGCGCAUGCGAGCCCACGGACGAUCUUCUGCUCAGCGCUCUCUCAGGAGGCGAGACAGGAGAGGCUUCUGUUCCCUCUCUCACGAGGAAGGCGAGUGGUCCAGCGAUCGCGUAUGGAGACACGAGAGCGAGAGGCGAAGGACCGAUCGACACAGAGCAAGCGCGACGCAUGGGCCGGCGAGGCGAAUACACAGCUUCCCCGGAGACAGGCUCGCGCGCGCCGAGUCGAUGCCCUCGCGCGUCGGCUUCAGGUGUACAUCCACGACGCGACGGGAGCUGUGGGAUGGGGUCGCGGCCUCGGCGCUUUCUCCAGAUGCCUCGCGAGUGAGGAGACAGCGGAGCUGCGGCUGGAGAGAACCUUCUCCCGGCGACGGCUUUCAACAGCCUUUCGGGGAAACCGAGGGGCAGGGGGAAGAGGAGGCGUCUGAUGGAGAAGCGCAAGCAGCGUGGCUUCGAGAGCUGCGGGCGAGAAGGAGGGAACGUCGCGGCAGGGAAAUGGCGUUUGGGCCGCUGUUGCGCCGACCGCAGCAACUCCAGGCUUCAGUCCGACAUCGGGGCGUCUCCACCGCGGACUUCGAGGACGCCAGAGACGCGCCUCGGGGCUGCGACAGAAGACAGUUGCUCUGCACCGACGACAGUCUCCCUGCCUCUCCUAGCGAGACCUUUCUGAUUGUGAGGAGGCGUCUGCGGCCUCCGUUCAAACACCGCCGCGAAGAAGCCGCGCGGGAGAGACGCUGCCUGCGUGCAGAGAGUUUCGACGGCUCUCCUCCUCGAGCUUCCCCGCGUCGGAACCCGCUGCUGUCUCCCUCGUCUCCGCAUCUCUCUUCUCCCCUCUGCUUAUCUGAGUUCGAGGAAGGACAACUGCAGGGACGAGACUUCGAACGCGACAGAAGACACACAUGCGACAGUGAAGAGAGAAGAGAGAGAAGAGAGAGAAGAAGUGGAAGAGAGAGAACGACACGCAUGGUGAGAGAAAGAGAGGGAUCUCCCUCUUCCGACUUUAUCCCUCCACAUACGCUGUACAUCCCUCCGCUGCGGCUGACCUCAGAGCGUUCAAAGAGGCUUCCAGACGGAAGUCGGCUCGACAGUCGCCGCCUCUCCGACUCCGUCCGCAGCGCCGUACCAAGAGGGAGAUUCGCUGAAUGCAGCGACGAAGAAGACGAAGGUGCUCGAUCUGUCCGCAAGGACCGCGACCUCUUGACGUCCCUGUUCGAACUUCCGUUCGCUUCCUCCCCCGCGCGUCGUCACCUGCAACAAGUCAUCAGGCGUCAUGCGCUCUUCAAGCUGUACGACGAAGACGAGCCAGACUCGAGCGAAAGCCUCCUGCCAGAAGCCUCUCAGACAGACGCAUGCGGCCUCCCAGCCCCGCCAGGAAAGACAAAAAAGAGAGACAUUCCUCGUGCUCUUCUCGAACAACUGGAGGCCCCGAAGACGCCUGUGCACCAUGAACAAAGACUCUCCUCACCUUCUGCUUCUCUGUCUCCUCCUUCUUCUCAUUCUUCUCCUUCUUCUCAGUCUUUUCCUUCUUCUCAGUCUUCUUCUUCUUCUCAGUCUUCUCCUUCUUCUCAGUCUUCUCCUUCUUCUCGGUCUUUUCCUUCUUCUCAGUGUUCUCCUUCUUCUGAGUCUUCCCCUUCUCCUUCCACCCGAUCUUCUGCUUCGUCUGCUUUGGUUUUCUCUCCUCUCGCCUCUUGUGCUCGGUCAAAGAGGAAGGAUCAAGAAGAGCAGACGCCUGAGAGAUACGGACGAGAGUGGCGAGACGACUUUGGUAAAGAGAAGCGACGUCGAGGCCGACACCGAGAGAUGUCCAGGAGGCAGAGAGUUUCCGACGCGUCUCCGGCUUCGUCUAUCGCGAGAAGACGUUCUGGGGAGCAACGCCGAGAGAGAAGAGCGCGAGAGACAAGCCGAGAGACUGAAGGGUGGAACAGGCACCCUUGCUUGCCCCGGGAACCUCUCCACAACGUUCUGCGUCGUCAGAACGAACGCGUGCAUGCACCGAAAAAGGCGCCGCGCUCUCUCGUGGGCGGGAAGGUGUCUGAGUCCCGAAGCAGCGCUGCCAAUGGUCGCGAAGAAACUGGAGAGAGACAAGCGGCUCUGCGGCGACAAGGGAGAUCACGAAACACACAAAAAGGCGACAGAGGAACGAACAAGGAAGGCAACGUGAAGACUACCAAGGCGCCACAGGAAAGACUCGGACAGACGGAGAGCGCCGAGCUACUCCAGUCGCGAAGAAACGCUUCUUCUUCGUCUCCGUCGUCGAUUUCUUCGGUUUCUUCUUCCUCAUCAGCUGCGGCUUCGCUGCGCGGGAGACUCAAAAAGGAUUCCCCACCGCGACGAGGAAGGAAAGGACGGAAGGACAAGAGACGCCACCUUUCUGCUUCGUCUGUCUCUUCUUCUGCUUGCUCCUCUUCUCCUUCGACGUCUCACGAAAGGACAAACACGGACAGCGUCCAGAAGAGAGGAAGGCGGAAGAAGAGCGAGAGGGGAAGUACGAGGAAGGAACAAGAGCUCAAGCAGGGCGCUCAACUCCUUGAGCCCAAAUUUACCACAGAAGCCGAGUUAGUUGCAGUCGUGAGGCGGCUGCUGGACCAGGUGACGGAGCGGAAGCAUUCGGAAGCAGACUCACCGUCGGUCGCCUCUCUCCACCCGCUCUCCAACUUGCAUGCAGUUCGCGCCGCGUUGCUGCGCCGCCAGCAAGACCUAGAAGCCGAGAGAAGAGAGCUGACGGCGUCUUGCCUGGACGACGGUGACUCCUACGGAGCAAAGGAACUUAGAGACACCCACAGAGAGAGAAGAGACCCUCAUGGAGACAGAGGAGACCGUAAGUCGUCUAGAGAGCAAAGUCCGCUCGAGAAAGACAGCCUCGUCGGCGCGAAACCGAGCCAACCAGGCCUUCUCUUUGUGAAGUUGAAGGCGCCUGAGAGGGAGAAGACAAGCGACAAAGGAGGCAGGGGUGACACAGAGGACUGCGUCCGCAGCGUCGGCCAGAAAGGCGCCUUACCGCACCCCCCCUUCGCGGCUACUCGCCUCCGUGAACUGGCGAGUAAGUCGGCAGAGCGGAGAGGAGGAAGCCCAGUCUCCGACUUCUCCUGUCACUCCAGCUCCAGCGACGAAGACAUUCCCAGUGCGUUCAACAUAGUUUGGCAAUGAAAGAAGGAAAUACUGACUUCUCCAGAAAUUCAGAGAAUCCAACUCCGAGUCGAGACAAGUCGGCGCAUCAUGACGCUUCGCCAGCCACACAGACACCUGAACUAAAUAUGACCUGGCGGCUCUAAAUGUCCUUUUUCCAAGCGAUAAAUGCGCACACAUAUAAACAUAUAUAAAUAUAUUUAUCUAUAAAUAUAUAUAUAUAUAUGCGUGGACGCGUGAAGACACAAUUACAUACGCUUGGGCAAGUCCAAGAGACGGUGCAUGCAAAAGACAGUGUGGCGGAUCGACAGACUGCCAGUUCUGUUUUCGCGACAAUGCUUUUCAACAUAGGCAUAAGCAUAUGCGGAUGUGCAUUUAUGCCCAUGGUUCGACUGACGCGUAUACAGGUAUAUAUAUGUACCUGACUCCGAAUACGGUUUUCAGGAAUGUCGGCGAUCCGUCAGAGUGUACUUUGUGAAUGGAGGUCUGUGAAAGGUCUUUUUCAUCGCACAAAGAAAACCUUUAAGACCCUUCAGGUCCAGAGGCUGCGCAGAAUUUCUUUUCUCUUCUUGUUCUCUCCUUGUUCUUCUCUCGUGUUCUUGUUGCUCGUUGUUUUUUCUCGUGGAAGUCUCGUUCUCCUCUUCACAACGGAAGUUGACGCGAUUCUUUCUUCGAAAGCAGGAACGCUUGUGAACGCCUCUCAAGUGGGGAGGGUCAAGCGUCACACCUCUCGCCAUCCGAGUUUGAGAUCCCCUCUGGGGAUUCGGAGUGCACUGGAAUGCCCGUGAGCCUCGUUGUAGGCUAGUCAUACGACUUCACGAACAGCAGAUCUAUGGACUGCCGUUCUUUGUGGCUUUCUGAGGCGGUAUUUGUCGAC
Molecule: messenger RNA, 8609 nt
Organism: Toxoplasma gondii ME49
Lineage: Eukaryota; Apicomplexa; Conoidasida; Eucoccidiorida; Sarcocystidae
Exons: 3
Coding region: 791-7753 (2320 amino acids)
Source: RefSeq, a predicted model, not a curated record